GGUUAGAGGUGGGACAGUUGUCCACCUAACUAGCAGAAGAGAGGGCAAAGAAUCAGGCAUGGAGGACCCACAUGGAAGCCAAGGAGGCGGAGUGGGAGAAGAGUCUUCAGGACAUGGCAGCGAUGGUGGAGAGGCUCUCGGCCACUAAGGUGGUCGACUGGACGGAGCAAAGCCGGUAUGGUAUCCAGGGGGAGGAGGUACAGGGGCUCUUUGGCCGGGACGGGACGAUAGAGCCACCUCAGCAAGGAGGAAUGGGGAAGGUAUUCCUGGACCCAAUAGAGGCGGCAGCACGGCGGGAAGCCGAGGAGGGGAGGUUCAGCUUCAGGACGCCCACGGAGUUGGCCUCGCAACAAGCCACCUCUAUGACGAUUGAGAUCCCUGAGGGCGAGCCGGCGCAGGGACCCCAACCUCCAAUGGAGGAAGGGGGCCCCACAGAGGAGUCCUCUACAAUCCUUUUGGAGGUGCAGGAGGGUGCCCUUACGGGAGCAGCAGCAUCCACUGAGCCGGAGGCAGUGGGGGGAGAGGCGUCUCGAUUGGACGAGUUAGUGGCAGCUAUGGAGUUGGCCAUGCCGUCAGGAGAGCCUCAGAGACAGAAGACCCCAGAGCGUGUGCCAGAGACAGGGGAGCUGAGGACGCAGUUAGGCUCUUGGGCUACUGGAGCUGACUUAGGAGAGCACAUCUCAGAGCAGCAGCAGGAAGUUAUGAGCGAGCCAGCGACUGCCGUGACUCCCCAGCCUUCUGACCUGUAUAGGGACGAGGAGACGACUGCGAUGGGAGGAGUCCGCGAGGGUAGGCCACUGAGAUUGGACACUCCGACGUACUGACCCGAUGGAGGCAUUUUGUUCCCAAAUACACCCUACGAGUUGUGUGUUGAGGGUUUGAGUCGAGUGUCGUAUUGAGACUUGAGGGAGAUAUUUUGCUCCCGAGUGUAUCUUUGAUUCCAGACUCUGUGAGACUUAUUCUUGUGACGAUCACAAUCACUCUCACACGUGUGGCUUUAUCCCAAUGAAUAGGGCUUUGUGUG
This is a messenger RNA of Chara braunii, 1024 nucleotides long. The record is from the annotation of a GenBank genome assembly. Lineage: Eukaryota; Viridiplantae; Streptophyta; Charophyceae; Charales; Characeae.